CAGCUCCAGGCCGAAGCAGCACAGGAAACAAGUUGUCAAAUAUCCAACAUUUAAAAGAAGAAGAGGAGGACACGUUCAAUGAUGAGCCACAAUUUGAAAGCGAAUGAGUCACAUUCCCAGAUCCUCACACACGAGCUGAUGGUCCUAGACGAGACAUCAUGAUGAAAAAGAAAAAGCAGCGUCCCACAAAACCGACCAAAGGAGGACGAAAGAAGAAAAAUAAAGUUUCCAUGGACAAAACCCACGAGGAGCUCAGAUCCAACAGGCCAGAGUUUGAGGGUUUCCUGGAUCAGAUGAUUCAGUGGUUUUCUGAUCAUCAGCAGCAGGUUGAUGAGCAUUUCAGUCCCAAGGACGCAGACCGAGGUGGAUCAGUCAACCUGAAGGAUUUCCAGCUCGGUCUGAUGAGCUUGGGCGCCCCCUGUCAGCAGAUUCAGCUCCACAUGUUGAGUGAGCUGCUGAAAACCAACAACAACACAAUCACUUACCAAGACUUAAAGAAACAAAUACAGAGAUUAAGUCACAGCAGCGCAGGGGUCGACACUCUGAUGUCAGAGGACGUCUCCGGUUUGAAAACCUGUGAUCAUGAUCGGCCAGUAAACCCUCACAGAGACAGGUUCAUCCGUCUGACUGUCAGACUCAUCCCCUUCGACUCCUUCACGGAACAUCCUGCCAACUUUGAGGUGGUUCUGUCGAGCAGCUGCAGAGUCUUCAGUCUGAUCCGGAUCAUCCAGGACCGAGUCGGUAUCCAGACCUCCAGGCUGGAUGUUUUCAGGAGCAGAGCGGCCGCAGAGGAGGUCCGCCUGCCUCCAGAGAGCUCCCUGGAGGAGUGUGGCUUCAAAGGAGGAGAAGAGGAGCGACCUCCGGAGGAAACGGUGUACUACGACUACAAACUGGAGUUUACAGACUGUCCGCUCCUCAACUGUGAUCACUACUUCAGGUCCAAACCAGAGUCUGGGGCCAGGACAACCGGAGACUGUUGGUAAAAGGGUUUUGGCCACUGCUCCACUCUGGUUAAAAUAUUCUAACAACUACUUCAUGUUUCAGGCGUUUACAUUCACGUUUCCAAGAGAAUUGAUUUUGGUAAUCCUUUAACUUUCAUUCUCAUGCCAUCGUGCCUAUCGUCUGUAAUUGUGGCUUGAAUGUUUUACAACCAUCUGUUACAUUCAUGUUCGGCUCAGGAUGAAUUGUAAUUUGAUCUGUUGACCUUCAGUCUGGUGCCAUUAUC
Paralichthys olivaceus (Japanese flounder) is the source of this 1225-nucleotide messenger RNA. RefSeq lists its product as uncharacterized. The record is from RefSeq and is a predicted model, not a curated record. NCBI's taxonomy places the organism in Eukaryota, Metazoa, Chordata, Actinopteri, Pleuronectiformes, Paralichthyidae.